Molecule: messenger RNA, 1745 nt
Organism: Clonostachys rhizophaga
Lineage: Eukaryota; Fungi; Ascomycota; Sordariomycetes; Hypocreales; Bionectriaceae
Source: the annotation of a GenBank genome assembly
AUGGCUCUGAAUACCGAGACUACGAGCAACCGUGUCUCGAUCGUCUCUCAGAAUGAGAAACAGCCCGAGAAGUUCAGUCAUACUGAGCGUCUUGGUGAACUCUCUGAAGAGGAUCGCGCAUAUGUUGAAGGCUUUUCCGAGGAUGCUAAGAAAAAGGCUCUGAGGAAGGUGAGAUGCUACCCGGAACGGAAGACGAUAAGGAAAAAAACGGUAUGCUAACAAGUGAGCAAACCAGGUGGAUAUUCGCCUCAUCCCUAUGCUCACUUUUCUGUACUUGAUCUCCUUUCUCGACCGAGCCAAUAUUGGUAUGUAACGUGAAAAGCAUUUCAACGUCCAUCAAACUGCAACAGCGAAAGUAUCUGACAUCGUUUCGAUUCUGGGGAAUGCGAAGAUCGAAGGAUUGAUGGAAGACCCCAAACUCGACGGAACAAAGUACAAUAUCGCUCUGUCUAUUUUCUUUGUCCCAUAUGUUCUGCUAGGUAUGGAUAAUUAUCAGUGCAUGUUUGGGAAGAUAAAUCUAACCAUACGGGUUCGAUUAGAGGUUCCCAGCAACACGCUCCUGCUCAAGUUCAAACGUCCUUCCACCUAUCUCGCGAUAUUAGUUACCACUUGGGGUGUUAUGAUCACCUUAACCGGGAUCGUUCAGAAUUUCGCUGGCCUCGUGGUUUGUCGAUUCCUCUUGGGAGUCUUUGAGUAAGCAGCCAAGAAUAAGAGUCCAUUCAUCACAUACACGGAGUUAAGUGUUAACGAAUUUUCGCUUCUCAACAGGUCUGGUUUUUUCCCCGGUGCCGUGUACCUCAUCUCAAGAUGGUAUCUCCCCCACGAGUCGCAAGCCCGCAUCGCACUCUUCUACACAGCAAGUGCCCUCGCUGGUGCUUUCUCUGGCCUUCUGGCAUUCGGAAUUGCCAAGUUAGACGGCCUAGGAGGCUUGGAAGGAUGGCGAUGGAUCUUCAUUUUGGAGGGAAUCGCUUCCGUUAUCGCCGGCAUCAUGACCUUCUUCUUCCUCAUCGAUACGCCCACCCUAUCGCCAUGGCUCACACCGGAUGAGAAGAAAUACCUUGAUCUCCGACAGCUAGCCGUGCAGGGCAAUAGCAUGCGGGUCAGAGAGGCAGAGAAGAGUCGAAAGUGGGAGAUCCUCCGCUCCGUCUUGACCGACUGGCAGAUCUACCUUCAAGCUCUUUUAUACUGGUCAAACACGGUGCCAAAUUACGGCAUGAAGUUCACGAUACCCCAGAAAUGCGCUGCUUCUCAAGAUCCCAUCAUACGUCCUAGGCGCCAUCUCAGCAUAUGUCUCUGCCGUAUUCUCCGACAAAUUCAAGUGGAGGAUGCCCUUCACCGUCGGAGCCCAGUUGCUGGUUGUGAUCUCGUUUUCUAUCCUGUUUUCUCUUUCGGCCAAAGUCAAGGACAACACAAAAGUGUGCUACUUCGCCAUCUUUCUCUGCUCCGUCGGUUUCUACCCCAUCAACCCCGGUGGCAGCGCAUGGACCAUUGGAAACCUCGCUGGGCCGACCAAGCGCGCACAGGGUAUUGCGUUCAUGAUUUGUCUCGGGAAUAUCGGCGGUAUCAUUGGAAGCUAUAUUUAUAUCGAAGACGAGAAACCAACCUAUCCCACUGGCUUUGGAGCAUCUCUUGCCUUCGCUGGGCUUGGUAUUGAUUCUUGUCUUAUUCUCGAGUUUGUCUAUCGGAAUAUUAACCGAAAAGAGGUCACAGAUGACCGAGGAGAAAAUCAGGGCCAAGCAUACUGA